CGGGGCUUCGGGUUGGCGGUUGUGUUUGCAGCAGGAGCGAAGAUCCUGCAUGAUUUCUAUCACGAAUUUAUCGAGCUUGUUUGUAAUUAUUCGAAAUCGCACCACGAUCCACUUUAAAGCUGGAAAAGCUGGUUUGUUGGCGACCGGACGAAGAAAUCCCUCAGGCAAACCGGACGCUGUGCUCGGCGGUGUGUGAAGAUGGAGGACAUGGAGGUGGAAGCAGCGGCCGGAGUGAUCGUGCUCUCGGAGUCGGACAGCACCACAGAAGAAGAGAGUGUGUCUGCGCUGGUGGAGCGGCUCCGGCAUCCGGUGCAUCGGCACGUCCAGAGGAGGAGGCGGAGGAUCGGACUGAGCACUCGUGAAGAGCUCCAGGCGCUCAUACGGGACACGGAGGAGCUGUCGGAGCGUCUGAGACGACACACAGCUGAGGCUCACACACACUCCUCCAGCCGGCCCGCUGCCGUCAUCACACACACGUCCCGUCAGCCCAGCGCCACAGGCCCACGGCCAGCCCUCGCCUCACACACAGGGCCCAGUGUUCCUCAGGAGCCCGGAGGGACGAGCGCAGGAGCAGGAGAGCCGAGACCAGAGUCUGAGGCUGUGCCGGAGCCGGUGGGUCCCGCAGGAGAGGCUGUGCCAGAGCCGGUGGGUCCCGCAGGAGAGGCUGUGCCAGAGCCGGUGGGUCCCGCAGGAGCUGUCCCGUGUCCCGCAGGAGAGGCUGUGCCGGAGCCGGGGGGUCCCGCAGGAGAGGCUGUGCCGGAGCCGGGGGGUCCCGCAGGAGCGGUGCCGUGUCCCACAGGAGAGGCUGAGGACCGGGACGGGGAGGGCGAGACCUGCUCCAUCUGCUUCGAGCCCUGGACCUCGGCCGGGGACCACCGGCUGGCCGCUCUGCGCUGCGGACACCUGUUCGGGUACAUCUGCAUCUCGCGCUGGCUCUCGGGCGGCGGGAACAAGUGUCCACAGUGUAAUAAGCAGGCCAAGCGCGGCCACAUCAUCUUCCUGUACGCGCGCAGACUGAAGGCGCUGGACAACGCGGAGGAGGUGCGUCUGAAGAGUCGUCUGGAGCUGGAGCAGGGCUUGCGCCGCAUGGAGCAGCUGGAGGUCGCUCAGUGCCGUCAGCAGCAGCAGCUCGUGGCCGAUGAAAACACACGACUGCGCAGAGAGGUCGAGGAGUUGAGGCGGUGGAAAGCGCAGGUGUCGCUGGGCUCGUCCCAGGGCUCGUCCCUCUCCUCCUCCCAGAGGCAGGACUCGCCCGGCGGGGGGCAUUAUGUGUUCUCCAAGGCUCUGCUGGUGUCUCAGACCGGGAGCAGUCGCGUCCUGUCCUACUGCGAGCCCCUCGGGUGUCUGCUGGCGUCCCAGCCCUCCACACACGCCACGCUGCUGCCAGGCUUCGGGGUGAAGAUGAUCAGCACAGCGAGUCUGAAGCCGAGUCAGUACAUCCCCAUCCACAGCAAGCAGAUCCGAGGCCUGGCCUUCAGCCAGCAGCAGGACAGCUUACUCCUGUCCGCCUCCUUCGACAGCACCAUCAAGCUCACCAGCCUGCUGACGAACACCGUGGUCCAGGCCUACAACACGGGCCGGCCCGUGUGGAGCUGCUGCUGGUGCCAGGACAACAACAACUACAUCUACGCCGGGCUGAGCAACGGCUCUGUGCUGGUGUACGACACGCGGGACACGAGCACACACGUGCAGGAGCUGGCGCCGCUGCGGUCCAGUUGCCCGGUGGUGUCGCUGUCGUACGUCCCCCGCUCCGCCUCGAGCUCGUUCCCCUGUGGAGGGCUGAUCGCCGGCUCGCUGGAGGGCGGCUGCUUCUGGGAGCACGUGGAGGGAACCGCAUACACGCCUCACAUCCUGCCUCUGGAGUCCGGGAACUGCACCGACAUCCAGGUGGAGCCGGAGAGCCGACACUGCCUCGUCACGUACAGGCCAGGUCGUACAAACCCGUCUCUGCGCUGUGUCCUGAUGGAGCUGAACCGAACGCCCCAGACCGACAGCACUCAGACGCCCGUGUGCUCCUGCGCGGCCGUGCAGACCUUCAGCGCCGGCGCCUCCUGCAAACUGCUCACCAAGAACCGUGUGUUCAGGAGCCCAGCGGGACAGGGCGCCACGCUGGUGUGCGCCGGAGACGAGGCCAGCAACUCCACCAUGGUGUGGGACGCGGGCUCCGGGGCGCUGCUGCAGAAGAUGCCUGCGGAUCUCCCUGUGCUGGACAUCUGCCCGUUCCAGGCCCAGCAGAGCAGCUUCCUGGCCUCGCUCACCGAGAAGAUGCUCAAGGUCUACAAGUGGGAGUGAGACCCACGGGACCAGGACCAGAGUCCGACGCGACCGGCUCUCUUUACCACGCCUUCUGUUUAAAUCAGUGUUUUCUCAAUGUUUCAGUUCAAAGUCAUCACUGCUCACUAUUUUCUUUGUAUAUAUGUAAGUGUUUUUGUAUUGCUUUAUUAAAAUAAUAAAUGCAUACGUGCUUUGA
Rhinichthys klamathensis goyatoka is the source of this 2470-nucleotide messenger RNA. RefSeq names its product ring finger and WD repeat domain 3 (gene rfwd3). Gene Ontology annotation, biological process: interstrand cross-link repair; protein ubiquitination; double-strand break repair via homologous recombination. Gene Ontology annotation, cellular component: site of double-strand break; nucleus. The coding region runs from base 199 to 2292 and encodes 697 amino acids. NCBI's taxonomy places the organism in Eukaryota, Metazoa, Chordata, Actinopteri, Cypriniformes, Leuciscidae. The transcript is spliced from 13 exons. The record is from RefSeq and is a predicted model, not a curated record. Gene Ontology annotation, molecular function: protein binding; ubiquitin protein ligase activity.